AUAAGGCUCACAAAAAUUGGAAUCAGUUACUCGUUCACAUCCGAGUUGAUCAGACGUGAAAAUUCGACUCCCAUUCGAAAGUCAUCAUCCAUUCAGAAUGACUCCAACCGAAGGAAAUCUGGCUCAACAAACCGAGGAAAUUGAGGUUCUAUCAUCCAUUUUUCUGGACAGGGUCACUGUUCAUAGCAGUACUCAAUUCGACGUGAGAAUCGAACCCGAAGCCGUGUUACGGGUGACCUUCCCUUCUACCUAUCCGUCCGAGAUGCUUCCCAUCUUUGAGUUGUCGGCUCCGAUGUUAUCCAAAAAGCGGAAAGAUCAAUUGGGUCGACAAUUGGAGCAAAUUGGCUGUCAAUAUCAAGGGCUUCCCGUGGUAUUCACCUGGGUGGAAGCCAUUCAAGAGAGGUUGUUUCAGUGGAGUCACCACUCUAAAACGGGAGAAAAGGGACGAAAAGCUGCAACGAAGAAUGCCAACUACAAUCCAGGGGUGGAUCUUUGUCCCCAGAUCACCAGUGGGGCGGUGAUUGAAGAUCGAAAAAGUGUUUUUCAAGCCCAUUUUGCAGUGGUCGACAGGAUAGAGCAAGUGGAAGCUAUGCUAGCCAAGCUGAAGACCAAUCGAAAAAUAUCCAAUGCCAAGCAUAAUAUGUUGGCAUAUCGGAUGAAAGCGCAUGAUGGAAGUGUGGUGCAAGACUUUGAUAACGACGGGGAAAAUCAAGGAGGCUCCCGUUUGCUGCAUCUCUUGGAGGCCGCCGGGGCACUCAAUGUGGCGGUGGUGGUGACCCGGUGGUUUGGCGGGAUUCAGAUUGGGCCCGACCGGUUCAAACACAUAAACACCGCGGCCCGCGCGAUUCUCGAGGCUGAAGGAGUCAUCGGCAAAGGUAAUGCCGGCAAAUCCAAACGGAAAAGAGGAUAAAAGAUUUACCCUAUCUUCACGCACAUCCACCGAAAUGUAGAGAUAAAAUAAAACAGGGCUUUCUUUUCACUUA
Tigriopus californicus is the source of this 983-nucleotide messenger RNA. Its product is annotated as protein IMPACT-like. Gene Ontology annotation, cellular component: cytoplasm. The transcript has 3 exons. Gene Ontology annotation, molecular function: protein binding. Gene Ontology annotation, biological process: regulation of translational initiation. Lineage: Eukaryota; Metazoa; Arthropoda; Copepoda; Harpacticoida; Harpacticidae. Bases 98 to 910 code for a protein of 270 amino acids. The record is from RefSeq and is a predicted model, not a curated record.